Diospyros lotus (date-plum) is the source of this 2976-nucleotide messenger RNA. RefSeq lists its product as uncharacterized. Gene Ontology annotation, molecular function: zinc ion binding; nucleic acid binding. The record is from RefSeq and is a predicted model, not a curated record. The transcript is spliced from 5 exons. Bases 1 to 2976 code for a protein of 991 amino acids. NCBI's taxonomy places the organism in Eukaryota, Viridiplantae, Streptophyta, Magnoliopsida, Ericales, Ebenaceae.
AUGGCAGCUUCCGCUGUUAGCCGCUGCAAUUGGCCGCCACCGCGGCCUUCGACGUUGUCUCCACCAUCAUCGGCUUCCUCUAUGGCCGCUGAUCACCACGACCACCACGCGAGCCUCCGCUGCCAUCGGCCACCCCUCCGAGCACCAGCCCCGCGGCCAUGGUUGCCACCAUCACUCUCUCGAUCUCUUUCUCCCUCUCAUGCUCUCCCUCUUGGCCAUGAGCUCUCACUCUCCUCUGCUCUCUCUAUGGUGAACACCCGUUGGACCCGAAAUCGUAGGCAAGGAAAUGAGGUUCAGGAGGAAAGGACAGAGGCACCCCAGGGUAGCCAACCGCAUGAGAGGAAUCAAGAAGGUGGAGAUCGGAUGACCCGAGUCGAGCGGAUUCUUGAGAACAUGGUAGGAGCCGAUCCUUGCGAAAGCGAGUAUUGGGUGGAACAAAUCGAGAAAAUCUUUGACUUCAUUGGCUGUGAUGAGGAGGAUAAGGUCAGUUGUGCCACUUUUCAACUUCGAGACGAGGCAGAUCAAUGGUGGAAGACGAUGCAGAGGGCCUUACGAAGUCCUGAAAGGCAAAGUGAGCCAAAUGUUUCAUGGGCGCGAUUUAAGGAACUUUUCAAUGCUAAGUACUUUCCUCUGUGCAAGAAGAUGGAGAAAAGCCAAGAGUUCAUGAACCUGCAACAGACCAAGGGCAUGUCAGUUGCCCAGUAUGAAGAUAGGUUCACACGUCUCAUUAAGUAUAUGCCUAUCUAUAAUUUGGACGAGGAGGCCAAGGCUCAAAAAUUCCUUGGAGGAUUAAAAAUGGAAAUUCAACAAGCCUUGAGUUUCUUCGGGCCACGUACAUAUGCAGAAGUAGUCUUUCAAGCCCAAACUGUGGAGAGUAAUCAUGAGAGGAUGAACUCCUUGAGAAAUGAAUCCCAAAACCCAACGGAUAGGAAGUUUGAUAAAGGGUCUAACUUAGGAACCCGAGGGAAAAAUUUCAAGAAAAAAGAGAAUUUCCCUAAAUGUCAGAAGUCACAUCCAGGAAAGCCAUGCAAGGCAGAAACCCCAAAGUGCUAUAAUUGUGGAGCUAAUGACCACAUGAUUCGUGAAUGUACGAAGGGACGGGUGUGCUACAAUUGUCAACGACCCGGCCAUGUUUCCAAGGAUUGUCCGCAAGGGAAAGGAGCAGAAUUGGAGUUGGAAGAACUUAGUUUCCCCAUGAUGAUAGCCACUCCUUUAAAUAAAGAAAUGGAAACCCGUUUGGGUUAUAAGGAUGGGAAGAUUUCAUUUGGAAAUGGUGAAUGGGCAAUUGAGCUUAUAUCCCUGGACAUACAAGAUUUUGAUCUAAUCUUAGGGAUGGAUUUCCUAUCUAAAUACAAUGCCAAAGUGGAUUGUCGUAGAAAGGUAGUAAGCUUACAAUACGAGUGUGGCACUUGGGUGAAAUUUCGAGGUCAGGAUAGUAUUAGGGAAAUCAAGCAAAUAACUGCGCUCAAGGCCAUUAGAAUGAUGGAAAAUGGUGCUUUUGGGUAUCUGGCUUGUGUCGAAGGGGUUGAGAAUAAGAAAUGGGAAUUAGGUGACAUACCUGUGGUAAAGGAAUUUCCUCAAGUUUUUCCAGAGGACCUACCAGGAUUACCCCCUCGUCGGGAAAUUGAAUUUGCUAUAGAAGUUGUACCUGGGGUAAACCCGAUAUCUAUACCACCUUAUAGGAUGGCCCCAGUAGAGCUAAGAAAUCAGCUUCAGGACCUUUUAGACAAGGGUUUUAUUCAGCCAAGUGUGUCACCUUGGGGAGCCCCAGUAUUAUUUGUAAAGAAGAAAGAUGGGAGCUUAAGGAUGUGUAUAGAUUACCACCAAUUAAACAAAGUUACCAUCAAGAAUAAGUAUCCGUUGCCAAGGAUUGAUGAACUCUUUGAUCAGCUACAAGGGGCGAGGGUGUUCUCUAAAAUUGAUUUGAGGUCGGGAUAUUAUCAACUGGGAAUUAGGGUAGAGGACAUUCCAAAAACUGCUUUUAGAUCACGGUAUGGACACUACGAGUAUUUGGUAAUGCCAUUUGGGCUAACUAAUGCACCUGCUGCUUUUAUGGAUCUAAUGAAUAGGGUGUUUAAAUCUUACCUGGAUCAGUUUGUGAUUGUAUUUAUUGAUGAUAUCCUGAUUUACUCAAAGAGUGAGGAAGAACAUGAGCAACAUUUAAGGAUUGUUUUGGAGACUCUUCAGAAACAUAAGCUUUAUGCUAAAUUUUUGAAAUGUGAAUUUUGGAUGAGAAAGGUAGCUUUCUUGGGUCAUGUCAUAUCGGAGGAUGGAAUAGCAGUGGACCCCACUAAAGUUGAGUCAAUAAAGAGUUGGGGGUUGCCCAAGAUGGUGACUGAAAUAAAAAGCUUUUUGGGGCUAGCGGGAUAUUAUAGGAAAUUUGUGGAAGGAUUUUCCCGUAUAGCUAUGCCUCUCACACGACUCACCCAAAAGGAGGUCAAAUUCGAAUGGAGUGAAUCUUGUGAGCAAAGUUUCAAUGAGUUGAAAAAGAGGUUGAUUUCUGCACCCAUCUUGUCAAUGCCCAAUGGGUCAGGAGGAUUCAUGAUCUGUACUGAUGCAUCAAAAAAUAGAUUGGGAUGUGUUCUUAUGCAAUAUGGGAAAGUGAUAGCUUAUGGAUCUAGACAGUUAAAGCCACAUGAACGAAAUUAUCCCACGCAUGAUUUAGAAUUGGCUGCGGUGGUGUUUGCCUUGAAGCUCUGGCGGCACUAUUUGUAUGGUGAGAAAUUUGAGGUCUUCACGGACCAUAAAAGCUUGAAGUAUCUGUUCUCUCAGAAAGACUUGAAUAUGAGGAAAGGGCCUAUGUUGAUGGCCAGUUUGAUGUCUCAGGAAUGGGAACUAGUGGAGGCUUUUAGCCAGUUGACAGUGAAUGUGAUGCCUAAAGAAAUGUCUGUUUACGUCGCUGACCUGACAAUUCACUCUCAUCUUUUAGAACAAAUUCGUCAAGCUAAUUCCGAGGAUUCGAGGAUAAAGUCCUAG